Frankliniella occidentalis (western flower thrips) is the source of this 1527-nucleotide messenger RNA. RefSeq names its product 26S proteasome regulatory subunit 7 (gene Rpt1). Gene Ontology annotation, molecular function: proteasome-activating activity; ATP hydrolysis activity; ATP binding. The transcript has 8 exons. Lineage: Eukaryota; Metazoa; Arthropoda; Insecta; Thysanoptera; Thripidae. The record is from RefSeq and is a predicted model, not a curated record. The coding region runs from base 138 to 1439 and encodes 433 amino acids. Gene Ontology annotation, cellular component: proteasome regulatory particle, base subcomplex. Gene Ontology annotation, biological process: proteasome-mediated ubiquitin-dependent protein catabolic process.
CCAAAUAGAACACACUUAGAACACCUCCAGCCAGAAGUUGCUUGUAAUCCACUGCCCGGGGACUGAAAGACAAAUUGUUUUUUUGACGUGAAUUCGUCGAAUUUAUUACUUAUUCCGUUAAGAAACAAAACAGCACCAUGCCGGACUAUUUGGGAAGUGACAUGCGUAAAACCAAAGAUGAAGACAAGGAAGAAAAGGAAAUCAAAUCUUUGGACGAGGCGGAUAUUGCUCUUCUGAAGAGCUAUGGCCAAGGACAAUAUACAAAAAGUAUCAAGGGAGUUGAUGAUGAUAUCCAGACAAUUAUCAAGAGAGUCAAUGAGCUUACUGGAAUCAAAGAAUCUGAUACAGGUCUUGCUCACCCAGCACUCUGGGAUCUUGCUGCUGAUAAGCAGACUCUCCAAAAUGAACAGCCACUGCAGGUUGCAAGAUGUACUAAAAUCAUUAAUGCUGAUUCUGAUGAUCCCAAGUACAUUAUUAAUGUGAAGCAGUUUGCCAAGUUUGUGGUUGACUUGGCAGACUCAGUGGCUCCUACAGACAUUGAAGAAGGCAUGCGUGUCGGAGUUGACCGCAACAAGUAUCAGAUCCAUAUUCCUCUUCCUCCCAAAAUUGAUCCCACUGUGACAAUGAUGCAAGUAGAAGAGAAACCAGAUGUCACAUAUAGCGAUGUUGGAGGAUGCAAAGAGCAGAUUGAAAAGCUUCGUGAGGUUGUUGAAACUCCCCUUCUUCAACCUGAGAAGUUCGUAAAUCUUGGAAUUGAGCCACCAAAGGGAGUGCUGUUGUUUGGCCCCCCUGGAACUGGUAAAACUUUGUGUGCCAGAGCUGUGGCCAACCGUACUGAUGCUUGCUUCAUUAGAGUAAUUGGUUCUGAAUUAGUCCAGAAGUAUGUUGGAGAGGGUGCAAGAAUGGUGCGGGAGCUCUUUGAAAUGGCUCGGAGUAAGAAAGCUUGUCUCAUUUUCUUUGAUGAAAUUGAUGCCAUUGGUGGUGCUAGAUUUGACGAUGGAGCUGGUGGUGACAAUGAAGUUCAACGUACUAUGUUAGAGCUCAUCAACCAAUUGGAUGGUUUUGAUCCUCGUGGUAACAUUAAAGUGCUGAUGGCAACUAACCGUCCUGAUACUCUUGACCCUGCCCUUAUGCGUCCUGGACGUUUAGACCGUAAAGUAGAAUUUGGGCUUCCUGAUCUGGAUGGCCGUACUCACAUUUUUAAAAUUCAUGCUCGAUCUAUGAGUGUAGAAAGAGAUAUUCGAUUUGAGUUGUUGGCUCGUCUCUGCCCUAACAGCACAGGUGCCGAAAUUCGUUCAGUUUGUACAGAAGCUGGAAUGUUUGCUAUUCGUGCAAGAAGGAAAGUUGCAACUGAAAAAGACUUCUUGGAAGCUGUGAACAAGGUCAUCAAGUCCUAUGCUAAGUUCUCCGCAACUCCUCGUUACAUGACCUACAAUUAGAGAGAAAUUUAAGUGUACAUUUUGAUAGAAUGCAAAACUUUUGUGUGAAAUUAUUAAUUUAAUAAAUAUAAAAUUUUCUAUCCCAUUA